GGAGAGAGAGAGAGGCGGAGAGAGACUCAGUCUGCCCUUCGCCUCAGAGCGCAGCCAGUUUGGGUCCCCGCAGCAUUCAACCGAGUCGAGGAGGUGCAGCCACCAAGAAUACUUUUUCCAGCGGUCCUUCAUUUUCAAGACGGAAACUUUUUCACUAAAAGCGAAAAAAAAGACAAAAGAAAGAAAGAAAAAGAGCAGCAAAAACGUCAACUAACUUAAAGUAUUUUGGGAAUCCUAAAAGACGGAGAGAAACUUUUGAUUUAUUGUUUGUUUGUUUUUUGCUUAUGUGACGAUUUUUUUUUUAUUUGUUUGGUGUGUUUUUUUUUAAUCCAAAAAGAAAAGAAAAGAAAAUCCAAGGCAAAAAUAUAUUUGCAAAUCAACAAACUGGUGGAGAUUAAUGGAGAAACGCUGAGAUUAUUAUUAUUUUUGAACAUCGCGCCACAAGUGCAGAGAAGAAGGGGGUCAGCUGCAUGGCUCUUUGGCGUCUGUGAUUCCUCUCCACAAACCAGACCGGGCUCCUGCGCACCUGCUCCAGCCACAGCAAAUAAAUGUGACUCGGUGUCGGACCGCCGUCUUCUUUUUUUCCGCCUUGCUCGACAGCGACCAGAGGCUCCUGCGAAGCUAUUGGACUUGAACUCCGAGCCUAGGAGGCGGGGUCUGAACUUAUUAAAAGGAACUUUCGGAGGCUCGGGCGCCAGCAAAUAUGAUGAUGAUGUCUCUGAACAGCAAGCAGGCUUUCACCAUGGCCCACACCAGCCUGCCCGAGCCCAAGUACUCCUCGCUGCAUUCGUCCUCGUCCUCCACUUUGACUUCCAACGCGCCCUCGUCCUCCUGCUCGUCCUCCCGCCACAGCAGCACCAUCAUCAGCAGCAGCGGCAGCAGCAGCAGCUCGGAGGUGAUGCGCAGAGCCUGUCUCCCAACCCCACCGAGCAAUAUAUUCGGAGGCUUGGAUGAGAGUUUGUUGGCCCGGGCUGAAGCUCUAGCGGCGGUGGAUAUAGUCUCGCAGACCAAGAGCCACCACCACCCUCCACAUCACAGUCCCUUCAAGCCGGACGCGACCUACCACACAAUGAACACUCUCCCCUGCACCUCCUCUUCCUCUUCGUCCUCGUCGGUGCCUAUCUCUCACCCGUCCGCCUUGGCUGGCCACCACCAUCACCAUCACCACCACCACCAUCACCAGCCUCACCAGGCGCUGGAGGGGGACCUGCUGGACCACAUCACCCCGGGACUGGCGCUGGGAGCCAUGGCAGGGCCGGACGGCUCGGUGGUUUCCACGCCUGCGCACCCAGCCCACAUGGCUGGCAUGAACCACAUGCACCAGGCGGCCAUCAACAUGGCUCAUGCCCACGGGCUACCGCCGCACAUGGGCAUGAACGACGUGGACGCCGAUCCCAGGGACUUGGAAGCUUUCGCGGAGAGGUUUAAGCAGAGGAGGAUCAAACUCGGGGUCACCCAGGCGGACGUGGGGUCGGCUUUAGCCAGCCUUAAGAUUCCCGGAGUGGGCUCCCUCAGCCAGAGCACCAUCUGCCGCUUCGAGUCCCUCACCCUCUCCCACAACAACAUGAUCGCUUUGAAGCCCAUCCUGCAAGCGUGGCUGGAGGAAGCCGAGAAAUCACACAGGGAGAAACUAAACAAGCCCGAGUUGUUCAACGGCGCAGAGAAGAAGAGGAAGCGCACGUCCAUAGCCGCGCCGGAGAAGCGCUCGCUGGAGGCCUACUUCGCCAUCCAGCCGCGUCCCUCCUCGGAGAAAAUCGCAGCGAUCGCUGAAAAGCUGGACCUGAAAAAGAACGUGGUGCGGGUCUGGUUCUGCAACCAGCGGCAGAAACAGAAACGAAUGAAGUACUCCGCAUGCGUCUAAAAAAAACGGGGGAAAAACAACAACAGAAAAACAAACACACACAAAAGACUUGGAACUGAAUAAAGAUUAUUUGUAUCAUAUUUCCUAACUCACACCCUCUUUUUCAAUCAUCAGACUCUGAACUUCAAAAAAAAAAAAAAAAAAAAAUCUUAAAAACGAACAAUGACUGAAAAGAGAGAAAAUACCCAACAGGACUCUCAGAGGAAGACGUGGAGUCCAAAAGGCAUCGUUUGACGGAGCAAGUAAGAACCACUGUUUCCACUUACUAUGCCUCACCUUUUUAACGCCAGCGCAGUCAGAAUUGCUUCGAUUUUUAGUUAUAAAUCAUUUUUAAAACGCUGAUUAUUGUUUCCCAGCGAAAGCAGCAUUUUUAAAUAUUUACUUGGACGCGAAACGAGGUUGUUCUAAUUCAAAGCACUUGGUUGGUUGUUACUAUUUUAGGCUUCUGAGCUACAUUUUCUUCCCUUGGAGUUCAUGACAAUGCAGUCUGACAUUUAUUCAGGUCCAUGGGGGGAUUAAGCGGACAGUUGGUCCUGAAAGCUAAUAUUAGAUUACUGCCAAAUAACCCUCUGUAAAUUAACACCUUACUUGUCAAACACUUCAUUUUGUGUCUAAAUGUGUUAUUCUUUCCAUCUAUUAUUUUAUAGUUACAAGUCAGGGAUCUGUUUUUUAGAUUCACGGCGUUUGGACUCAGAUAGGGUUAUUUCUAAGGCCUCGGUGUGCGGGAUGAUCAAAACAGAAUCAUUUGUGCAGAUUAUUGUAAUGAAAAUAUUAUUUUUAUUUUUAUUUUGACGGCCAUGUUUCGUUUACAAUCCAGCGUGGGGCCGGCUGUCUUAUGAACUAUUUAUUGGGUGAGGUCAUGUUUACUUCAUUAUAUAUUUAUUGGGAAUCCCCCCCACCUCCUCGUUUAGCUUGAGAAAAAAAUCAAAUUCUGACAGCAGCUUGGCUUGUUGUUGUGGUUUAAAGGGAAGGGACUGUGGAGUUAAAAAAAAUUAAAACUACAGUCUCAAAUUUUGAUGAUUUUUAACGUUCGAGAUGGCACAAUCCUUAUAUAUGAGAUUAAAUUAAAAAUUUAAAUUAUUAUUUUAUGUAUUUUUUUUCUGCUAUUUAUUUGUAUAAAUAUGCGCGCGUCAUGAUGAAAUCGUUGCUUGUUAAAAGAAUCACCUUGUUUUAAUGUUUGUUUUUUUCUUGAAGAGAAAAAGAAACUGCUUCAUGGAAGUAUACGUGUACAAUGUAAAUAUUUUCAUUGGAAUCAGUCGAUGCACAUAAAUAUAUCCGUACAGGUUUUUGCUGUAUUGCUGUUUAGCUGAGGUAACUUACUUCUGUAAUGUUUGUUGUUUUUUUGUUUCCUUUUUUCUUUUUCGGUUUCCUGGUUAAAUAUUUCUACUUAUUUAUUUCAUCCAUGUGAUCUUAAUUUAUUAAUUAUUGAACUGCAAUAUGUGUUUCAUUAAAGAACAAAUUUUAACAUUUAA
Molecule: messenger RNA, 3333 nt
Organism: Fundulus heteroclitus (mummichog)
Lineage: Eukaryota; Metazoa; Chordata; Actinopteri; Cyprinodontiformes; Fundulidae
Gene: pou4f2
Product: POU class 4 homeobox 2
Exons: 2
Coding region: 704-1861 (385 amino acids)
Biological process (GO): regulation of transcription by RNA polymerase II
Molecular function (GO): DNA-binding transcription factor activity, RNA polymerase II-specific; RNA polymerase II cis-regulatory region sequence-specific DNA binding
Source: RefSeq, a predicted model, not a curated record